Molecule: messenger RNA, 2160 nt
Organism: Colius striatus (speckled mousebird)
Lineage: Eukaryota; Metazoa; Chordata; Aves; Coliiformes; Coliidae
Gene: MSTO1
Product: misato mitochondrial distribution and morphology regulator 1
Exons: 14
Coding region: 15-1700 (561 amino acids)
Biological process (GO): mitochondrion distribution
Cellular component (GO): cytoplasm
Source: RefSeq, a predicted model, not a curated record
GAUGCCGGGGAGCGAUGCCGGGGAGCGCGGUGACGCUGCAGCUGGGGCCGUACGCGGGAUGGGUCGGCGCUCACUGGUGGCGGCUGCAGGACAACGCGCUGCGCGGCCCCGCAGAGGCGUCCGAGCUCCGCCCCGCCGCGCUGCUCCGCGACACGCACACGCCGCGCCUCGUGGCGCUGGAGCUCAAAGGCGCUGCGGGUUCGCUGCGGGACGGCGGCGCGGAGCCGGAGGCGCCGGUUGCGUGGGACGGGGAUGUGGCCGCUUACCUGGAGCGGGGAGGCUCGGCCGGGAGCCGGACGGAGGAAGAGGAGAAGCGUCGCGGAGCUGCUGCCCGCGGGGAAGAAGCCGCUGCCGAGGGAGCGGGAGGCGGCAGCGCUUCAGCCGAAGGAGCAGCUCCUGCCCUGGCCCAAGCUGCUGCUCCCCAGGAGGGCAGCAGGGUGCAGGUCUGGUCUGAUCAGCUCCACGUGCAGCUGCAUCCCAAGAGCCUCUAUGUCAUCAGUCAGUACAUGCACGAUGGGGCAUGUGGCUGCCUGGAAGCCUUUGGCCAGGGGGAGAGUCUCCUGCAGCAUCCUGGCUGUGUGGAGGAGCUGGAGGAUCGGCUGCACUUUUAUGUUGAAGAGUGUGAUUAUCUGCAGGGUUUUCAAGUCCUCUGUGACCUCCACAGUGGAUUCUCUGGAGUGGGUGCCAAGGUGACAGAGCUGCUCUACGAUGAGUAUUCAGGCAAAGGAAUCCUGACCUGGGGGCUGACACCAGCCCUGAGGGACCUGGCAGAUUACCAGAAGAGUUUUUACAGGCUGAUGAACACAGCCCUGGGCAUUGUCCAUCUCUCCAGGCACAGCUCUCUCUUUUGCCCCCUGUCCCUCAGUGGGAGUUUGGGACUCAGGCCACAGCCUCCAGUUGCAUUCCCCUAUAUCAGUUAUGAUGCAUCACUCCAUUAUCACAGCAGUGCCAUUCUGGCUGCAGUGCUGGACACCCUCACUGCUCCUUACCGCCUCUGGUCCUCUCAGGCCUCCAUGAUGCACCUUGCUGAGACACUCAACUUCUCUGGGAGAAAGGUUGUGGCAGCGUGGGCAUCUGUUCCCUUCCCUGCCCUGCAGGGCUCCUCCCUCCCCGAUGCUCUUUGUGCCUACCAGCAGGAUGUGCCCUGGAAGCUUCUGUCUUCCUGCAGGGACAGAAAGAGCAGCUGCUGCUUUGCUCAGUCAGUUGUGCUACGAGGCUUUGGCAAAGAAAGUCAUGGCAGCAGCUGUGCAGGGAACCAGCCCCUUUCCCCCCUGCACACGUGUGAGGGCACAGAGCAGGUCCUGCAGCACUACUUGCACACUGCCUUUCCUGGGGCAUUCAGCACGUCCCAGGUGCUGGAGCAGCCCUGUCCAACUCAACCUCCUUACCCCCAGAUUUUUUCUCCUCUUCUGAGCAGAGAAGGUUUCCUUCUGGAUAAACCUCCCCCCUCCUCCUCAGCAGCUGUGGGAAGCAUCCCUGUGCUGGCAGCCCUGCAGUCCUCCCCUGUCCUGCACACGCUGCUCUCCAGCUUAUACAAGGACCUACAGAAGGUGAACACACGGCGCUGCCUCAGCUUCUUCAGUGCUGGAGUUGAGGAGGAUGACUUCCAUGAAGCCUUGCAGGAGCUGAGAACUCUGUCUGAGUGCUAUGAGACAGGCCUGGAAGCAGGUGACUCUGAAGAUGAAGGAGAUUCAGACUAACUCCUCUUUACUACUGGAGAGGUGGAAGGAAGAAUGUCUUUAAGGUCGCUUUCAGAAUAAAGGGAAAGGCUCUGAAGGUGGCUCAGCUGCUCCUCUGGUCUCAUUUCAGCAGCAUCCAGCUACAAAGGCAGAAGUUCUCCAGCUCCCCCAAGUUGUGUUUUGGAGGAGGAGAGCUGGUUUCUAUGUUUGGUGUUCUUUAAAGCUUGGCAAAAUGAUGGUGCUUUGCCUGGCUUAGGAGGAAAACCACACAAUAAAUACAGAGUUCAGCUUGGAACCUUCCCCAAGUACAAUCAACACAAAAACCAUAUAAAACCAACCCCCUCGUGUGUUUGGUUCCACAUGAAACCAGGUCACUUAUGAUACAGCAUGUACAUGUUCUUGUCAAAGGCUGGUGGGCCAGUCUUCACCAUGGAGUGAGGUCAGUGUUCACAAGCAUCACUUCUGUCAUUUCACUGCUGAA